UAAAUUAAUUGGUUUACGUGAAAGUUAUGGCAUUUACAAAUGGUGGUAUAUAUCCUGGGAUUUUUUUUUUUUAUUAUUUUAUUUUUUACUAGUAAUGGUGCCGAUCAGCAACUUAUAUUGGGGCUGAGGGAGUGGGCAUUCUGACACAGGGGGGAAUUGACUUGGUGUCACUGACAUCCCCAUUGACAAAAAUACAGUGAUCAGUGCUAAUAUAAAGCACUGACACUGUACUAAUGGCACUGGGCAGGAAGGAGUUAACAUGUGGGGUGAUCAAAGGGUUAACUGUGUGCUGUGUGUCUGUGUGUCAUUUUCAAACAUUUGUUUCAAUUUUUUGCACAGCACAGCCAUCCAGAGCAGUGUACUUACAGAGAAGCACCAACACACCGCCCCCCAGUAAAACACUCACAGCA
Molecule: messenger RNA, 410 nt
Organism: Staurois parvus
Lineage: Eukaryota; Metazoa; Chordata; Amphibia; Anura; Ranidae
Source: the annotation of a GenBank genome assembly